UCCUGCUGAAAGGUGACACUCCACGGCCCGGCUCCCUCCGUCACCCUGUGGGCGCCUGUCGGACCCACGGGAGAGUGGAGCCGGUGGCCACAGCCUCAGUGAUGAUUUGCUGAAUGAUCCUGCUUCUUUUUCUAUCUUGUCUGAUUUUCUCCUGCCUGACCUUUUCCUGGUUAAAAAUCUGGGUGAAAAUGACGGACUCCAAGCAAGUCACCAAGAGUAAAUCAAAAGUGAGCUUCAUCGUGAGUCAGGAGCCUCUUCCAGCCUCAGACAGCUCCCAGGAGCCACUUCAGGAAGAGUGCAGCAGCAGCCAUCUGCCAGAGACCCCUGGCCAGGCUGAGCCAGCCUCCUACAAAGGUCACAAGGACACCUGCCAGCAAAGAACCUCCCAGCCACCCCCAGAGCAAAAUCCCCAAGAAGACCCCCUUUCCUCCAAUGACACCUCCCCAGCACACCAAGCCAACAGGACAGGGACUGAAGGCCUGGAGGUCCCAAAUACCAGUGGCCUGUCCGCGCCAGCCAAAACCCUCUCCAAAGAAGACAGGAAGCAGGCGCACAUCAAGAAGCAGCUGAUGACCAACUUCAUCCUGGGCUCUUUUGAUGACAACUCCUCCGAUGAGGACCCUGGCACUGGCUUGUUCCGGCAGUCUUCCCGGAAGGGCAGCCGGGCCAGCCUGGGGACGCUGUCCCUGGAGGCUCUUCAGACUGCAGGCGAGACUGAGACCCUCGUACCCACUAUAAGGCCCAGCAUGUCAGGGCUUCACCUGGCAAGAAGAGGCCGAGAACAGAAGAAGCUGGACCUGCACAGAGACUUUACCGUGGCUUCCCCUGCUGAGUUUGUCACGCGCUUUGGGGGGGAUCGGGUCAUUGAGAAGGUGCUCAUUGCCAACAAUGGUAUCGCCGCUGUGAAAUGCAUGCGCUCCAUCCGCAGGUGGGCCUAUGAGAUGUUCCGAAAUGAGCGGGCCAUCCGGUUUGUAGUCAUGGUAACCCCUGAGGACCUCAAAGCCAACGCAGAGUAUAUCAAGAUGGCAGAUCAGUACGUCCCCGUCCCAGGAGGGCCCAACAACAACAAUUACGCCAACGUGGAGCUGAUUGUGGACAUUGCCAAGAGGAUCCCUGUGCACGCGGUGUGGGCUGGCUGGGGCCAUGCUUCUGAAAACCCCAAACUUCCGGAGCUCCUGCACAAGCACGAGAUUUCUUUCUUAGGUCCUCCCAGCGAGGCCAUGUGGGCGCUAGGAGAUAAGAUCGCCUCCACCAUCGUGGCCCAGACACUGCAGAUCCCGACACUGCCCUGGAGCGGAAGCGGUCUGAUGGUGGAGUGGGUGGAAGAUAGUCUGCAGCAGGGACAAAGGAUCAGCAUCCCGGAGUACAUUUACAACAAUGGUUGCGUGAAAGAUGUAGAUGAGGGCUUGGAGGCAGCAGAAAAAAUUGGUUUUCCCGUGAUGAUCAAAGCUUCCGAAGGCGUUGGAGGGAAAGGCAUCCGGAAGGCGGAAACUGCCGAGGACUUCCCAAUGCUUUUCAGACAGGUGCAGAGCGAGAUACCCGGCUCCCCCAUCUUUCUCAUGAAGCUGGCCCAGCACGCCCGUCACCUGGAGGUCCAGAUCCUCGCCGACCAGUACGGGAACGCCCUGUCCCUGUUUGGGAGAGACUGUUCCAUCCAGCGGAGGCAUCAGAAGAUCAUAGAGGAGGCGCCGGCCACCAUUGCCAUGCCGGCCGUGUUCGAAUACAUGGAGCAGUGUGCCGUGCGCCUGGCCAAGACCGUGGGCUACAUGAGCGCGGGGACCGUUGAAUACCUCUACAGCCAGGACGGCAGCUUCCACUUCUUGGAGCUGAAUCCCCGCCUGCAGGUGGAACACCCCUGCACGGAAAUGAUCGCUGAUGUCAAUCUGCCAGCUGCCCAGCUACAGAUCGCCAUGGGCGUGCCACUGCACAGGCUGAAGGAUAUCCGGCUUCUGUACGGAGAGUCCCCCUGGGGGGUGACGACCAUUGCUUUUGAAACCCCUUCCAACCCUCCCAUCGCCCGAGGCCAUGUCAUUGCGGCCAGAAUCACCAGUGAAAACCCAGAUGAGGGGUUUAAGCCGAGCUCCGGAACGGUCCAGGAAUUGAAUUUCCGCAGCAACAAGAACGUGUGGGGUUAUUUCAGCGUGGCCGCUGCUGGUGGCUUACACGAGUUUGCGGACUCCCAGUUUGGGCACUGCUUCUCCUGGGGAGAGAACCGGGAAGAGGCCAUUUCGAACUUGGUGGUGGCUUUGAAGGAACUGUCCAUCCGGGGCGACUUCAGGACCACCGUGGAAUAUCUCACCAACCUCCUGGAGACCGAGAGCUUCCAGAACAACGACAUUGACACCAGCUGGUUGGAUCAUCUCAUUGCCGAGAAAGUGCAGGCUGAGAAACCGGAUAUCAUGCUGGGGGUGGUGUGCGGAGCCUUGAACGUGGCCGACUCGAUGUUCAGAACCUGCAUGACGGAUUUCCUACACUCGCUGGAAAGGGGCCAGGUCCUCCCCGCAGACUCUCUGCUGAACAUUGUGGAUGUGGAAUUAAUCCACGGAGGCGUUAAGUACAUUCUCAAGGUGGCCCGGCAGUCUCCGACCAUGUUCGUCCUCAUCAUGAAUGGCUGUCACAUCGAGAUCGAUGCCCACCGGCUGAAUGACGGGGGGCUGCUGCUGUCCUACAAUGGCAACAGCUACACCACCUACCUGAAAGAAGAGAUCGACAGUUACCGAAUCACCAUCGGCAACAAGACUUGUGUGUUUGAGAAGGAGAAUGACCUCACCAUCCUGAGAGCCCCUUCGGCUGGGAAGCUGAUGAAGUACCUGGUAGAGGACAGGGGCCACGUCGAGACUGGGGGCAGCUAUGCUGAGAUAGAGGUAAUGAAGAUGAUUACGACCCUGAACGUGCAGGAAAGUGGCCGGGUGAAGUAUGUCAGGCGCCCGGGAGCUAUGUUGGAAGCAGGCUGUGUGGUGGCCAGGCUGGAGCUCGAUAACCCUUAUAAAGUGCAGCUGGCUGAGCCGUACACAGGAGAGCUCCCCUCCCAGCCAACGCUGCCCAUCCUCGGAGAGAAACUGCACCAGGUUUUUCACAGUGUCCUGGAAAAUCUGACCAACAUUAUGAAUGGCUACUGCCUGCCAGAACCUAUUUUUAGUAUCAAGCUGAAGGACUGGGUGCAGAAGCUCCUGGCAGCCCUCCGGCACCCGACGCUGCCGCUGCUGGAGCUGCAGGAGAUCAUGACCAGCGUGUCGGGCCGCAUCCCCGUGCCUGUGGAGAAGGCCGUCCGCAGGGUGAUGGCCCAGUAUGCCAGCAACAUCACCUCGAUGCUGUGCCAGUUCCCCAGCCAGCAGAUAGCCACCAUCCUGGACUGCCACGCGGCCACCCUGCAGCGGAAGGCCGAACGGGAGGUCUUCUUCAUGAACACCCAGAGCAUCGUCCAGCUGGUCCAGAAAUACCGCAGCGGGACCCGGGGCUACAUGAAGGCGGUGGUGUUGGAUCUCCUGCGAAGAUAUUUACUAGUCGAGCACCAUUUCCAACAAGGCAAGAGUCGCCUCCACCGGCACUGGUGACAAGCCCACGGGGGCAGACGGGGCCCCGAGCCUGACUCCACGUGGCCUUUUGUCCCUGCAGCCCACUACGACAAGUGCGUGAUAAACCUCCGGGAGGAGCUGAAGCCAGACAUGUCCCAGGUGCUGGACUGCAUCUUCUCCCACGCACAGGUGGCCAAGAAGAACCAGCUGGUGAUUAUGCUGAUUGAUGAGCUCUGUGGCCCAGACCCUUCCCUGUCCGACGAGCUGAUCUCCAUCCUCGAUGAGCUGACUCAGCUGAGCAAAAGCGAGCACUGCAAGGUGGCUCUCCGAGCCAGGCAGGUCCUGAUUGCCUCCCACCUCCCCUCCUAUGAGCUGAGGCACAACCAGGUGGAGUCCAUUUUCCUGUCUGCCAUCGAUUUGUAUGGCCACCAGUUCUGCCCGGAAAACCUCAAGAAAUUAAUACUCUCAGAAACGACCAUAUUUGAUGUCCUGCCCACUUUCUUCUAUCACACUAACAAAGUCGUCUGCAUGGCAUCCUUGGAGGUUUAUGUGCGGAGGGGCUACAUUGCCUAUGAGUUAACCAGCCUGCAGCACCGGCAGCUCCCAGACGGCACCUGCGUGGUGGAAUUCCAGUUCAUGCUGCCCUCCUCCCACCCAAACCGGAUGACCGUGCCCAUCAGUGUCACCAACCCUGAGCUGCUGAGACACAGCACGGAGCUCUUCAUGGACAGUGGCUUCUCCCCCAAGUCCCAGCGGAUGGGGGCCAUGGUUGCCUUCCAGAGGUUCGAGGAUUUCAUCAGGAACUUUGACGAGGUCGUCUCCUGCUUUGCCAACGUGCCCAGGGACACCCCCCUCUUCAGCAAGGCCCGUACCUCCCUGUACUCUGAGGACGACAACAAGAGCCCCCGAGAGGAGCCCAUCCACAUCCUGAACGUGGCCCUCCAGUAUGCGGACCACCUGGAGGAUGAGCAGCUGGUGCCGAUUUUCCGGACAUUUGUGCAGUCCAAGAAAAACAUCCUUGUGGAGUACGGACUCCGAAGAAUCACGUUCCUGAUUGCCCAAGAGAAAGAAUUUCCCAAGUUUUUCACAUUCAGAGCCAGAGACGAGUUUGCAGAAGAUCGCAUCUACCGUCACUUGGAGCCGGCCCUGGCCUUCCAGCUGGAGCUCAGCCGCUUGCGAAACUUCGACGUGACCGCCAUGCCCUGCGCCAACCACAAGAUGCACCUGUACCUGGGCGCCGCCAGAGUGAAAGAGGGCACAGAGGUCACGGACCACAGGUUCUUCAUCCGAGUCAUCAUCAGGCACUCGGACCUGAUCACCAAGGAAGCCUCCUUCGAGUACCUGCAGAACGAGGGCGAGCGGCUGCUUCUGGAGGCCAUGGACGAGCUGGAGGUGGCGUUCAACAACACCAGCGUGCGCACCGACUGCAACCACAUCUUCCUCAACUUCGUGCCCACCGUCAUCAUGGACCCCUCCAAGAUCGAGGAGUCAGUGCAGGCCAUGGUGAUACGCUACGGCAGCCGGUUGUGGAAACUCCGUGUGCUGCAGGCCGAGGUCAAGAUCAACAUCCGCCAGACCACCACCGACAGCGCCAUUCCCAUCCGCCUGUUCAUCACCAAUGAGUCAGGCUACUACCUGGACAUCAGCCUCUACAAGGAAGUGACCGACCCCAGAUCUGGAAACAUCAUGUUUCACUCCUUUGGCAACAAACAAGGGCCACAGCACGGAAUGCUGAUCAACACUCCCUACGUCACCAAGGAUCUGCUUCAGGCCAAGCGAUUCCAGGCCCAGUCUCUGGGUACCACCUAUGUGUAUGACUUCCCGGAAAUGUUCAGGCAGGCUCUUUUUAAAAUGUGGGGCUCCCCAGACAAGUACCCCAAAGACAUCCUGACAUACACCGAACUAGUGCUGGACCUGCAAGGCCAGCUGGUGGAGAUGAACCGACUUCCUGGAGGAAACGAGGUGGGCAUGGUGGCCUUCAAAAUGAGGUUUAAGACUCUCGAGUACCCAGAAGGGCGCGACAUUAUCCUUGUCGGCAAUGACAUCACCUUCCACAUGGGAUCCUUUGGCCUCGGAGAAGACCUUCUGUACCUGCGGGCAUCGGAGAUGGCCCGGGCAGAGGGCAUCCCCAAAAUCUACCUCGCUGCCAACAGUGGGGCCUGUAUAGGCCUUGCAGAGGAGAUCAAACACAUGUUCCAGGUGGCUUGGGUGGACCGGGAAGACCCCCACAAGGGAAUUAAAUACCUGUACCUGACUCCCCAAGACUACACCACAGUCAGCUCCCUGAACUCCGUCCAUUGUAAACACAUCGAGGAAGAAGGAGAAUCCAGGUAUGUCAUCACGGACAUCAUUGGGAAGGAGGAAGGCCUGGGCAUAGAGAAUCUGAGGGGCUCUGGCAUGAUUGCUGGGGAGACCUCCCUGGAUUAUGACGAGAUCAUCACCAUCAGCCUGGUGACCUGCCGAGCCGUUGGGAUCGGGGCCUACCUGGUGAGGCUGGGCCAACGGGUGAUCCAGGUGGAGAAUUCCCACAUCAUCCUGACGGGGGCAGCGGCUCUCAACAAGGUCCUGGGCAGAGAGGUUUACACCUCCAACAACCAGCUGGGCGGCGUGCAGAUCAUGCAUUACAAUGGCGUCUCCCAUGUCACCGUGCUGGAUGACUUCGAGGGUGUUUGUACCAUCCUGGAGUGGCUGUCCUAUAUGCCAAAGGAUAAUCGCAGCCCAGUCCCAAUCAUCACACCCACUGACCCCACUGACAGAGAGAUUGAAUUCCAACCGUCUCGCGGGCCCUACGACCCCCGGUGGUUGCUUGCAGGAAGGCCCCACCCAACUCUGAAGGGAUCCUGGCAGAGUGGAUUCUUCGACCAGGGCAGUUUCAAGGAAAUCAUGGUGCCCUGGGCCCAGACCGUGGUGACGGGACGAGCAAGGCUAGGGGGCAUCCCCGUCGGAGUGAUCGCUGCGGAGACGCGGACAGUGGAGGUGGCCGUGCCCGCAGACCCUGCCAACCUGGACUCUGAGGCCAAGAUAAUCCAGCAGGCGGGCCAGGUGUGGUUCCCGGACUCGGCCUACAAGACAGCCCAGGCCAUCCAGGACUUCAGCCGGGAGAAGCUGCCCCUGAUGAUCUUUGCCAACUGGAGGGGGUUCUCAGGGGGCAUGAAAGACAUGUACGACCAGGUGCUAAAGUUUGGAGCCUACAUCGUGGACAGCCUCCGGAAGUACAAACAACCCAUCCUGAUCUACAUCCCGCCCUUCGCGGAGGUCCGGGGAGGCUCCUGGGCAGUCAUGGACACCAGCAUCAACCCACUGUGCAUAGAAAUGUACGUGGACAAAGAGAGCAGAGCUGCUGUUCUGGAGCCAGAGGGAACUGUGGAGAUUAAGUACCGGAAGAAAGAUCUGGUAAAGACCAUGAGAAGAAUCGACCCAAUUUCCAAGAAGCUCGUGGAACAGCUAGCAAUGUCUGGGCUCACAGACAAGGACCGCAAGGAGCUGGAGGGCCAGCUGAAGGCCCGGGAGGACCUGCUGCUGCCCAUCUACCACCAGGUGGCAGUGCAGUUUGCCGACCUCCAUGACAAGCCCGCCAGGAUGCUGGAGAAGGGCGUCAUCUCCGACAUCGUGGAUUGGAAGACCGCCCGCACCUUCCUGUACUGGCGCCUGCGCCGCCUGCUGCUGGAGGACCAGGUCAAGCAGGAGGUCCUGCAGGCCUGCUGUGAGCUCAGCCAUGUGCACGUCCAGUCCAUGCUGCGCCGCUGGUUCGUGGAGUCAGAGGGGGCUGUCAAGGCCUACCUGUGGGACAACAACCAGAUGGUGGUGCAGUGGCUGGAGCAGCACUGGCAGGUGGAGGAGGGGCUGCACUCCACCAUCCGAGAGAACAUCAAAUGCUUGAAGCGAGACUCUGCCCUCAAGAGCAUCCGAAGCCUGGUUCAGGAAAACCCGGAGGUGGCUGCGGACUGCCUGGUGUACGUGUGCCAGCACAUCAGCCCGGCCGAGCGGGCCCAGGUCAUUCACCUCCUGUCCACCAUGGAUGGCCCGGCCUCCAGCUGACCCCAGUCCUCCCCGUCACUCGGAGGACCACGAGCAAGGGAAACCACCCCGACCUGCUGGCUGCAGGCCCUCGCCAGGACCUUGGGGGUCUGCUUUUUUAAAUUGCUCCAGGGCGGCUGACCCCCGGCUUCCUCCCGUUUCAAUAAAAGCCUCAGAAAUGCCCCCUUCCAGGCAGAAAUCACCUCUUCUCCGUGGUUGGGAAGUCCGUUUUUUUGUCUCUUAAGACAUUUUUCUGCUUCCCUGAAUUGAACUGAACCUAAACACCCCCGUUUCCAGCCACGUUCUGGUGCCUGCCUGCCGGGAUCCGGGUGUUCUUUUAGGUUCAUGUUGUAUCAGAGCAUGGAAUCUCAUUAUUUUGUUAUUCCAAGACCAGCUCUUGAGGUACGCAUCUCAUAGAUUUCAGUAGCAGAACAAGCAAAGAAAAAUAGAGACCAGAUGAGAGAAAACCUACUUUUGUAAUGAUGCUUAUUCAGAGCCUGUCGAGUCACCCCGGAAAGGGUAUGAAUGAUUUUUUAUCGAGUAUAGCAUGGUCUUUUGUUCCCCACGUGGCCCCUCGUGAAUCACUAGCAAUGUCCCGUUACCAGGCUUCGUUCUCUCACUAGCAGAGAAUUUCGUAGCGCUGGGUUCGAGGGCAUUGGGAGACUUCUUGCCCGUGGUCCACAGCCCUCUCUGCCUGCCCCUUCCCUCCGAGGAGAAGAGGACGAGCCUUCCCCCAGCACACACACUCCAGCCAGGGCUGGGAGGACAGAGAAGAGAGGGAGGGCCUUCUCCAGACCCACAGCGCAGCUUGCUCCUAGGUGUCACCCCUGUGAUUGCC
This is a messenger RNA of Hippopotamus amphibius kiboko, 8370 nucleotides long. It is a transcript of the gene ACACB, whose product is annotated as acetyl-CoA carboxylase beta. Lineage: Eukaryota; Metazoa; Chordata; Mammalia; Artiodactyla; Hippopotamidae. Gene Ontology annotation, molecular function: acetyl-CoA carboxylase activity; ATP binding; metal ion binding. Gene Ontology annotation, biological process: fatty acid biosynthetic process. The record is from RefSeq and is a predicted model, not a curated record.